Messenger RNA from Phlebotomus papatasi, 2603 nucleotides. RefSeq names its product ATP-dependent RNA helicase vasa. Gene Ontology annotation, biological process: gamete generation; cell differentiation. Lineage: Eukaryota; Metazoa; Arthropoda; Insecta; Diptera; Psychodidae. The record is from RefSeq and is a predicted model, not a curated record. Gene Ontology annotation, molecular function: RNA helicase activity; ATP binding; RNA binding. The transcript has 5 exons. Bases 148 to 2406 code for a protein of 752 amino acids. Gene Ontology annotation, cellular component: P granule; nucleus.
AAUCGUCGAGAAAAAGGCCAGUUCCGCUAAAUUUCACAACGAAGAAGGUUGCUGUGUGAAAAUCUUUUUGAGGUGAUUUCGGACCAGUUUUCCCGAUAUUUUACGCUAAAUAACUUUGAGUUUACCUGCAUAAAAAACGACAUCAGAAUGGGUGAUGAAUGGGAUGAUGAUUCGUGUGAUGCUGGAGUUGAAUUCCACAAAGGCAAUAAGUUCUCAUCCACAAAGUAUGAUGACAACGGAUUUGACAAUGGUGGUGAUGAUUAUGGAAAGGGGGGAUACGGUGGUGGAUCUCGUGGUGGAGGAGGAGGAGGAGGAGGUAGGGAAAGUGGUGGACGUUCCGGUGGCUAUGGGGGAGAUCGCAAUGGAGGAGGAGGAGGAGCACGGGUUCCUCGUGCUGGUGACUGGACAUGUGGUGGAUGUGGAAAGAGUAACUUUGCAUCUCGCACUGAAUGCUUCUCCUGCCACAAGGAGAAAGAUGACAAUGAUAUGGUGUCAAGUGGAGGUGGUGGAAUGUCCAAUGGUACGACCAAGAGGUCCUUUGGGGCAGAUGAUUGGAAGUGUGGAGGAUGUGGAAAGACCAACUAUGCCAAUCGACAGGAAUGCUUCUCCUGCCACGAACCCAAGGGUGAUAGUGGGGGCGAUGGUGGUUUUAAUAGUGAUCGCAAUGGCGGUGGAGGAUUUGGAGGAGGAAGAGGAGGAGGAGGAGGAGGAAAUUCCCGGCCGGGUGAUUGGAAUUGUGGAGGUUGUGGCAAGAAUAAUUUUGCAUCACGAUCUGAAUGUUUCUCUUGCCAUGAACCCAAGGGAGAUGCCACUAAUGGGUACAAUGGAUCGGGAGGAGGAGGAGGCGGAGGAGGAGGAGGCUCAGAGAAGCCUCGUGCUGGACAACGUCCAGGUGACUGGACCUGUCCUAGUUGCGAUAAAGCAAAUUUUGCCUCGAGAACUUCGUGCUUUGGGUGCAAUGAAGAAAAGCCAGAGCAUCUGGCUAAUCAACCGGGUUCCGAUGAGAAACCCAAAGAAUUCUACAUUCCACCUGAAUUGCCGACAGAUGAAAGUGAAAUUUUCAGCAGUAAGAUCGAUCAGGGCAGAAACUUUGGCAACUAUCAGAAUAUUCCGGUGAAGGUGUCUGGAGAAAAUAUUCCACCGCCUAUUCGGGAUUUCAGUUCGUCCGGAUUGAGGGAAUUUCUACUGACAAAUGUAGAAAAAUCUGGAUAUAAAACACCGACCCCAAUUCAAAAAUACUCAAUUCCCCUCAUAAUGAACGGCCGGGAUAUGAUGGGAUGUGCACAGACGGGUUCUGGUAAGACAGCAGCUUUUCUCUUGCCAAUCAUCAAUGCUCUGCUGUCGGACAAUCGUGAAGUUAAUAUGGGACAACCCCAUGUGCUAAUUAUCACACCAACACGUGAACUCUGCAUCCAAAUCACAGAACAGGCUCAUAAAUUUGCCCAUGGCAGCUAUAUUAAGGUCCAGAAGAUUUAUGGUGGUACAGCUAGUCGCCAUCAGAUGGAUACUCUCAAGGGAGGUAUUCACAUUUUGGUUGCAACUCCAGGACGCCUCCUGGAUUUUGUCAAUCGAAGCUACAUCGGCUUUCAGGAUAUUCGUUUUAUUGUUCUUGACGAAGCUGAUCGAAUGCUGGACAUGGGCUUUAUCAGUGACAUCGAGAAGGUGAUGGUGGGAAUGCCGGCUGAAAAACAAACCCUAAUGUAUUCAGCUACAUUCCCCGAAGAAAUACAACAUCUGGCUGGGAAAUAUCUCAAUAAUUAUGCUUUUGUGGCAGUUGGAAUUGUCGGUGGAGCUUGCACUGAUGUCGAACAGCAGAUUCUUGAGGUUUCUGGACGUCAGAAGCGCGAUAAACUCAGGGAGAUCCUGGGUCAGCUGAACGAUGGAAAGCCAAGAGGUGUCCUGGUCUUUGUAGAGACUAAGAGGAGCACUGAUUUCUUGGCUUCCCUACUCUCGAGUUCCGGAUACAUGAGCACUUCGAUUCACAGCGAUCGUCUGCAGAAGGAGCGUGAGAUAGCUCUUGGGGACUUUAAGAGUGGUCGAAUGGGGAUUUUGAUUGCUACUAAUGUGGCUGCACGUGGUUUGGAUAUCCCAAAUGUCCAGCAUGUUAUAAACUUUGACAUGCCGAAGUCCAUUGAUGAGUAUGUGCACAGGAUCGGACGAACUGGACGCCUUGGAAAUUUUGGCAAGGCUAUAACUUUCUUUGAUGCCGAGAAGGAUAGUGAGAUUGCAUCGAAGCUAGUUUCAACUCUCAGGGGUGCUAACCAGGAGAUUCCUGAUUUCCUGGAACAGUACGAUGUUGGAGGAUCUGGACGUACAGGAAAUUUCGGAGGUCAAGAUAUCCGAAAGGAUGACUUCCGCAAAGGUGUUCCUCAAGCUGUUCCUCAGGAGGAAGACGAGGAGUGGUAACUUUUGAAAUCGUUUCAGUGAAAAAAAAAAAUAUCUUUCUUUUUUCUAUUUUUCAUCCUAAAACUCGAAGAAGUACUUUUUUAUAAUAUUAAACCUCGUGACAUGAAGUGUCUCUCAUAUGCUUUUGAUAUCCAUUGUCUUAAGGAUAGUGCUUAUAGUUGAUGGUAUAUCAUUAAAGUAUAUUUUUCUAUUCAGCA